AUGAGACCAUUUCUAUGCUCAAUUUUAAAAUGCCAAAAAUGUGGAAGCACACAAUAUCCAAAACUAAAUCCAGAAGAAGUUUUUAAAGUAGCAUUGCCAGCUCACCUUCCAAGCAUUUCUAAAUUCAGAGAACAACAGAGUUUUCUAUCAGAUCUAAUAGAUGUAAUCUCGAAGAACCAUGGUAAAAUUUUUGAUAUAAACGAGGCAGAUCUUUAUGCUUUCCUCGAGCCCGAAAAUGCAACUUCGAUAGAAAACCUAAAAAUUAUAGAAUUGCUGUAUGGAGUCGAUAUUGUUGCAGGAACAAUAACGUGUGUUGACUGUGGGGAUACAAAAAACAUUAAAAAUGGAAUUUUAUUUUGUGAAGAAUAA
Vittaforma corneae ATCC 50505 is the source of this 369-nucleotide messenger RNA. RefSeq lists its product as uncharacterized. Lineage: Eukaryota; Fungi; Microsporidia; Nosematidae. Bases 1 to 369 code for a protein of 122 amino acids. The transcript has a single exon. The record is from RefSeq and is a predicted model, not a curated record.